GAUCGUAUUGGGCAAAGCGGUAUAUUCACGGUCACGUGAACACCACGCGGAUUUAGCAAUGAUCGACGGGGUAUGGAAGUACCUACUGGCACCGGGCUGGUAUUUUGGUUCUGAAGCCUUCUCUGUUCUCCGGAUGCUACUUACUAGAAGAGGCGCUCGAGUCCAUACAGUUUUGCAGGUCGUUUUCGACAAUCACGUCAGUUCAUCAGUCCACAUCAGACCCUGCCCUCAGCGCAGCCUUGCGGCAGCAGCACUGCCAACCGUGGAACGGCAUCGAGGCGCCUAAAAAUAUUUGAACAUAUAAUAUUAUCGUGCCCCAACUUAUCCCAUGGCCAGCUAAUUACUGACUGCGGUUGCCUCGCUGGUUUCAUGACUCUCAUCUUACCUUGACUUUUCUUUUAAUCCCCUCGUCUUCUUCCCCGGUCCCGUCUACUUUGUCUCAAAUGCCGGUUCUCAAAGGGGGUUGGUCGCUGUUUCGCAGAUUUCGCAUUACAGUUUUAUCUUUCGCUGCUGUCCUGUGUCUACUAUGGUCGAUCCUCAUCGCAGUGUAUGUGGCAAAGAACUGGUCAAGCUAUGAGACGGGCCAACGUGGUGUUUUCUCAGGCCUCGUCGCCAUGGACUUUGUCAGUUCCAUCUUGAUAUAUCUUAUGAUCGUGGUGAAGUAUACGUACUGGCCCGAUGCCGCACGUACCCUGGUUCUUGUUGGUCUCCAUGCAGCUGGAACCAUAACUGUGAUGAUACUGAAACCUCAUCUCCCCUGCAAUGCAUUUGGAGGGUGGUCGACGUGCAACACAUUGACUAAUGUCAUCAUAUACGGGUCUUGGGUGAUUGCUGGCUUACUUGGAUUAUAUGGCAUAGCUCUGCCGUUUGUGGUUCUGCUUCCUCCGAGGGCUGAGCCUGAUCUGGAGAGUACUUCGGACCGCACUGUAGGGGAGAAACCUGAAGAAUCCAAGAUGAUAGAAGAAGAAGAAGUACAGCCGCAAUAUCCAACAUCCGCAGAUGUGCAGGAAUGGCUACUACAAAACCAGGACAAGACGUCGCCGAAAACGGCACUUGUUGAAUUUCCACGAUCCUCGGGCAGUCCAAGCGGAUAUAGUUACGGGUCGCCGUCAUUGCCAUCGACCCCUACGCUCUCGCAAGCUAAUGCCCGAUUAUCGCCAGAAGUUGCCACUGAUGGUGGCUAUGGGAUGGCCGGACUUCGUGACUCAGGAUAUUGGUCCACUUCGCGGAACAGUGUAGCACAAACCCCCCGUGCCUCCUCAGUGCUGGUUACAAACAGAACUUUCGCUGCUCCUUCUGAUCCCUCCAGCCCUGCGCUCCGUUCUUUCGAUCAAUCGGAGGGGAAACUUGUCGGGGAAACCAUUGUUCCUGCGGAGCCGAGCAGCAGUGCGUAUACUGUUAUUGACGGCUAUGAGUCGCCGUCACUCUACAUUCAAUCGUCUGCGGCUCCGAGUCGAGCACCCACGGUCACUAGGCAACCGGUCAGUCGAAGACACACCAGAGGGGGUGAGAGUCCCCCCCACCCCCCCGUUCGGCCUGCGCAAGAAGACAUUGACAUAGACCAGGUGGAGGUCGGUGGUCCCAGAGGUGGUUACCUUGAUCCGCCACUAACGGCGCUUCCCAUCCCUGACCAUGCUUCUCGCCGGAGCGCCGCGCCAACGACGUUCGAAUUCCAUCUCUCUGAUCGGUCACGGCCUGUGUCAACUGACGCGGGAGAACUAUUGAAUAUCGUUGGUGGUAGGCGACUGCAAGCACGCCAGGACUCCGUGGUCUCUAGCGUUGACAUGGACGAGUGGAGAAAGCUUGUUCUUGGUGCCGCUGGCAAGGCCUAGGCAGUAGUAGGGAGUGUUGCAUUCAUAUUUGGACGUUCAGACUCAGCAUCAUGGACUUUACGCUUCGAUCAUUCUAGGUUCUCGUGUGCAUCGUUGCUACAGUAACAAAUACCCUGACGGUGCACGAACGGGACAUACGAUUAUUUAUUGCAUGUUGGCACAUUUUCCAGUUGACUCUUCACGAUCAAUGCCGCGAGGAGAAGUGAUCGCACGAUCAAGUAACAUCCACCUACGUGAAUUUAGUCUGUACAUACUAACCACCCAAGAGUCACUUCCUCGGAGUUGUAUUUAUGUUGGUCGAUGCACU
Molecule: messenger RNA, 2139 nt
Organism: Pisolithus orientalis
Lineage: Eukaryota; Fungi; Basidiomycota; Agaricomycetes; Boletales; Pisolithaceae
Exons: 8
Coding region: 444-1832 (462 amino acids)
Source: RefSeq, a predicted model, not a curated record